Lynx canadensis (Canada lynx) is the source of this 1167-nucleotide messenger RNA. RefSeq names its product chromosome A2 C3orf62 homolog (gene CA2H3orf62). The transcript is spliced from 3 exons. NCBI's taxonomy places the organism in Eukaryota, Metazoa, Chordata, Mammalia, Carnivora, Felidae. The record is from RefSeq and is a predicted model, not a curated record. Bases 15 to 896 code for a protein of 293 amino acids.
UCAAGCUCCAGGAGAUGCGCCUUUCAGGGGUGGCUUGCAACUUCAUCUGUAACGUUAUACUCAUGAUGCUGUGUGCAUUUACAAUGUAUUACAUAAUAAAGACGUGGUCGCUUUUAGGGGAAAUGUCUGAAAAACUGAGAAGAUGCAGAAAGGAGCUGACUGCAGCCAUUGACCGAGCCUUUGAAGGUGUCAGUCAUUCCCAGGAGUGCUCAGACCAGCAGAGGCUGGAGCAGGAUACCGCGCCGCCGCUCUCCUUCCCCCUCCCUGUGCACCGGCUCCUCUGCAGGAGGCACCCGCUGGCAGCCUGCUCCUCCUCCCCUGCUCCUUUUGCUCCAGUCCCUUGUGCUUCUGAGACAGAGAGCCCUGCCUUUGCUCCAAACCACGCCCCAAUGAAUGCAAAGCCACAUGCUUUAUGCGCGAAAAGAAAACCUCUGACCAGUAAGGAAAACGUAUUGAUGCAUUCCUCCAUUUGGGCACCCGAAAGACAGUUUUGGAGAGCUGCGGGAGAUGGGGAGAACUGGAGAAAAGACAGCCUAAGGAAAGAUAUGGAGAAAGAUUUGAAGGUUGACUCAAACAUGCCACUCAGCAAUUCUAGCCAAGAGGUCACAAAGGAUCUGCUUGAUAUGAUCGACCAUGCAAGCAUCCGAGCUAUUGAAGAACUGGCUGGGAAGCUAGAAUUUGAAAAUGCGCUGAGCCGUGUGUGUGGCCGCUGCGGAGGCUCGCCCUUCAGGGAGGAGGCCUGGGCUCUGCUCUCCGAUGAGAGCCCUCAGAAGGCCUCAGAUGCGGAGCCUGGCAGCCUCAAGCAGGCUUUUGAUGAUCACAGUAUCGUCGAGACUGUGCUGGACUUGGAAGAGGACUACAAUUUGAUGGCCUCUUUUAAAUACCAAAUUGAGUAAGGACGGCUUUGGUUCUUUCCAGCAGGAGGCUGUCUCUCAGGCAGUGAUCAGUGUCACUGUGGGCCACUGUGGGCUGGCAGAAUCUGGGUUACCACACCCUCUUUAACUUCUAGUUGUGUCCCUUUUUGAUCUGAAAGCCCUUUUUUUUUUUUCUGUUGCUUUGAAAUGUUUCUUACUGUUGACUUGUUUUUCACUUUUCUUGACAUCUCAAAUGUGUCUUUGAUUGACGUUGAAUACAUCCGGUACCCAAGGCGGGCAUGGGUUGUGGGCC